Triticum dicoccoides is the source of this 709-nucleotide messenger RNA. RefSeq names its product gibberellin-regulated protein 5-like. The record is from RefSeq and is a predicted model, not a curated record. Bases 152 to 451 code for a protein of 99 amino acids. The transcript has 3 exons. Lineage: Eukaryota; Viridiplantae; Streptophyta; Magnoliopsida; Poales; Poaceae.
CACCACCUCUCUCCCCCGCCUCGUGCCCAGCUAGCUGCCCUUCCUCCUCUACAUAUACCCAGGCGACCCAACCAAAAGAUCUCACCUCUCAAGUCCACAAUUCACAUCGCUCUUACCCAGCCACACGCGGAGAAGAGACGCAGCAAGCGCCAUGGCCAAGAUCUCCUUCCUCCUCGUGGCGCUCCUCGUCCUCGCCGUCGCGUUCCCCGUGGAGGUGAUGGGAGGCGGCAACGGCGGCGCCGGCGGCGGCGGCAAGCUCAAGCCAUGGGAGUGCUCGUCCAAGUGCUCGUCGCGGUGCUCGGGGACGCAGUACAAGAAGGCGUGCCUGACCUACUGCAACAAGUGCUGCGCCACUUGCCUCUGCGUGCCGCCGGGCACCUACGGCAACAAGGGCGCCUGCCCCUGCUACAACAACUGGAAGACCAAGGAGGGAGGCCCCAAGUGCCCCUAGAUUCUUGAUUUUCUUUCUUCUUCUUCUGGGGUGCCAGCUUGCGGUUGAUGGUUAUUCACUGCUCGGCCAUCAAAAUGUACUACAGUAGAUCUGAAUUAUGUGAUGGGCAUUUAAUCAGUGGCAUGUGAAUUGCCCUCCCAGUUACCUGUAUUUCUAUCAGUAAGAUGUGGAAAACUGGAGGCACUCCGCCACUCCCACAUGAUUAUAGUGGGACCUAUCGAGCUUUAUUGUUCCUUGUGCGCCUGUGCACCGUGCUUU